Molecule: messenger RNA, 684 nt
Organism: Protopolystoma xenopodis
Lineage: Eukaryota; Metazoa; Platyhelminthes; Monogenea; Polystomatidea; Polystomatidae
Source: the annotation of a GenBank genome assembly
AUGUCCGAUACUGGCUCAGUACACGAUCGAAUUUUGAUUGCGCUUCAUCAUUCGGGAUGGAAUGAGCUGUUGCUUUUUAUAGCGAAUUCUGAAGAUGAAAAGGGCUUUGCAUUCCAUAUUUUAGAGAUAAUUUCGCUUAUGUUUAGGGAACAGAUCGCUGGCGCCGGCGUGAACAUGAAAAGAAUAGAGUUGUGUUGUUCGAGCUCAAUACUCGGUAUGCUCACAAAUGAUCAAUUAUGCAUUUAUAGUUUUAACCGCUUUGGUGGAACCUAUGAAUUAACUAACACAAAAUCGAUAUCUGAACGGCCGCUUAUUUAUCAUCAUGACGUUACAAAGAAUUUAAUGUCAAAAGUCGCUUCACCUGGCUCGGAUAUUUCUAGCUAUAACGCCACUGAUAUAGUGGAUCUAAAUAUUAAUAAACGCCAAUUUAGAAGGCCACGAAAUCGAAAACCUCUGAUAGAUACUGAAGUUUACCAUAAUUCUCUCGUAACUGUCCAGCUUUUUCUUCAGCAAUUCUGUUGGCGCUUUUUGCAGCAUUGUUACAACCCUCUCAUGCAUAGUGUGCAUUCUGUCCUCGUUCGUCAGGCAGCUCAGACAAACGAUGAAACCUACUUCCUUUGGGCUAUGAGAUUUUUCAUGGCAUUUUGCAGACUCUUUAGAUUUAACCCAGAGUAUAUCAGGUGA